Molecule: messenger RNA, 947 nt
Organism: Phaeodactylum tricornutum CCAP 1055/1
Lineage: Eukaryota; Bacillariophyta; Bacillariophyceae; Surirellales; Neidiaceae
Exons: 1
Coding region: 1-549 (182 amino acids)
Source: RefSeq, a predicted model, not a curated record
AUGCAAGAUCCACCCGUAUCGGCUUCGAAAGAUCUCUUUCCUUCAGAUAAUCCUAUCCAAUCUUUGUCACAAUACGACAACAUGUCCAACGAAGACAAGGCACGGGUGUUAAUGGCAUUGAGCAACUUUGACGGUAAGCUCCCACGACCACGUACCGUACGUCAAUCGCAGCGUAUGGGUGCAGGAAACGCUCUGGAUGCGUUGUUGCUUCCCUUGGUGGACGAAUCCGUUCGUCGACAGUAUCAGAUACGGGAUGCGACCCAAAAGGGCGACAUGGACUUGGUACGGACCCUGACCGAAGAAAAAAGUCAGCGUCAAAUUGCCAAAGAAAAGGCUGAACAAGCCCGCGAGAAGCAGGCCGACGAUGUCGCCGAUUGGUGGGAAGCCGAAGCCGAAUUUUUGGAAGCACUGCGUGCGGAUGCCACACAGGACGAAGGUUCCUAUUCGCGAUUUCUUGAUCGGGACGAUUGGUACGAACGAUCGCGGCAACAGCAGGCAAAGCGAGUUAAUAAGAAGCAGUUUGGCAAUUUACUGGACGGCGUUGAGUAAAACUUGGCCUCUUGCAUUGCCUUUGAAGCUUUGGAUUCAACAAGUAGGACAGAAAAAGGUAAAAUCCAGUACUUCUGUGGAAGGUGUUGUCAACGCAAUAAAGAGGCGUGACCACCAUACUUAUAAGAGAGCAUCAGAGAAAAGUGAAAACCCUAUAUUUUGAUCCAUCAAGAGAAAGUCUUCCGUUUCGUCGCAUGAAUGAUUACAAUUGGGCGUGUAAGAGGUUGUCGAUAUUUGCUGUCAGGGACGCUCACAAAACAUAUUUUUGAUCGUGAGUUCACGCUGACUGUAAAUUUGAAAACAACCAAAGAGUGCCUAGUUCAAAUCUGCUGCCGUAUUGUCCUCUCACAUAAUCGGCUUUUCCGGCCAGAUUCAUCUAAAUCAUAGCUAGCGUGGUU